Rhea pennata is the source of this 1566-nucleotide messenger RNA. RefSeq names its product peroxiredoxin 3 (gene PRDX3). The coding region runs from base 36 to 749 and encodes 237 amino acids. NCBI's taxonomy places the organism in Eukaryota, Metazoa, Chordata, Aves, Rheiformes, Rheidae. The record is from RefSeq and is a predicted model, not a curated record. Gene Ontology annotation, biological process: response to oxidative stress; cell redox homeostasis; hydrogen peroxide catabolic process. The transcript has 7 exons. Gene Ontology annotation, cellular component: mitochondrion; cytosol. Gene Ontology annotation, molecular function: thioredoxin peroxidase activity.
CCGGCCCGGCUCCGCCCGCCGCCGCCGCGCUCGACAUGGCCGCCGCGCUGGGGAGGCUCCUACGGAGCGCGGUGCCCGCCGCCGCCGCCGCCGGGAGGAGGGUGACGGCGCGGCCGCCGCCCUGCGCCCGCCGCCAGCUCAGCCUCGGCUCUUCCAGGCUCGCUCCUGCCGUCACGCAGCACGCCCCGUUUUUCAAAGGAACGGCUGUCGUCAACGGAGAGUUCAAAGAGCUGAGCCUAGAUGAUUUUAAGGGGAAAUACCUGGUUCUCUUCUUCUACCCUCUGGAUUUCACCUUUGUAUGUCCCACAGAAAUUAUAGCUUUCAGUAACAAAGCAAAUGAAUUUCAUGAUGUGAACUGUGAAGUGGUUGCAGUUUCUGUGGAUUCUCAUUUCUGCCAUCUGGCCUGGAUAAAUACACCACGAAAGAGUGGCGGCUUGGGCCAUAUGAAUAUUCCAGUUCUGUCAGAUCUCACAAAACAAAUCUCCCGUGAUUAUGGUGUGCUACUAGAAGGACCUGGCAUAGCACUACGAGGUCUCUUCAUCAUUGAUCCUAAUGGAGUCAUCAAGCAUCUAAGUGUCAAUGACCUUCCUGUGGGUCGUAGUGUGGAAGAGACCCUUCGCUUGGUGAAAGCAUUCCAGUAUGUAGAAACACAUGGAGAGGUUUGCCCAGCAAACUGGACUCCAGACUCCCCUACAAUCAAACCAAGUCCAGAAGCUUCUAAGGAAUAUUUUGAGAAAGUACAUACAUAAACACUCAAAUAUGCAGAAAAAGGUCUUAGUAACUGAAGGUGUUACUUGUGCAACUUCAACUAAGAGAGAUUUCUGAAGACCUUAAGAAAGCAACUGUGAUUACUUAAAAAAAAAUCUAAUUUCCUCAUGCUUAAAAACAUUAAAUGCUAAAACAUUUACUGACUCCUUUGUCUUGUUUCAAAAGAAAGACGAAAAAGGUGAGUUUUUUUUUCUUGGCCACUUCAGUUUCAUGAAUUUCUGUAGUCAACAGCUGUUUCACUGAAUGGGGGAAGUAUGCUGACAUGUUUGCUUUCCAGUAGGUUCUUCCUAUCUUUUCUUAACUAGCUUUGGACCAGAGAAUUUCCCAGGUUUUCUUUUCUCACAUUAAAGAGGGAAUUCUGUAAUAACAACUUGAAAAGUCACAGUGUGUACAAUACAGAAAACAGGUUUGAUACAGGAUUUGUUUUUAACGAUCUUCUCAGGGGAAGGGAUGAAUGUAAUAAGCAAAAGUAACCUCCAAAUUUUCCAUAUAUGAAUGCACGGUAACUUGAAAUGAAUGUAAAGCUGCUAUUUUCACUGCACAUAUGAUCAAGGAUACAGCACUAAAUAGAACAGGAAUAUUAACAAGCAUGAAGAAUUUAUAUGCUGCUUGCACAACAGUAAAAACAUUAAUGCCUGUGGUGCACUUAGAGCUUAGUGAGAAUCUUCCCUCACUGAAAGAAUUGCUUAUUUGUUUGAAUCUGCUUCCAGAACAACUUAUUGGCCAAAUGUACUGCUUGAAAACAAUGUUGCUUUUCUCUCAAACUACGCAACCUUCAAUAAAUCUUAACAUCUACUA